Molecule: messenger RNA, 4431 nt
Organism: Penicillium paradoxum
Lineage: Eukaryota; Fungi; Ascomycota; Eurotiomycetes; Eurotiales; Aspergillaceae
Exons: 5
Coding region: 1-4431 (1476 amino acids)
Biological process (GO): transmembrane transport
Cellular component (GO): membrane
Molecular function (GO): ABC-type transporter activity; ATP binding; ATP hydrolysis activity
Source: RefSeq, a predicted model, not a curated record
AUGGCGUCGGAAAGAAGCUCGUUCGAGCUGAUGGAAAGAGGAAAGGAUGACCUAACCCCACCCCCAACCGGAGAUGCAUCGACCAUCGGCGAGUCUCCCAUGAGUCUUAUCAAUGAAGUUGAUGUAGAGACUCUCACCAAAAUCGCCACUCAACGGUCGCGUCGCCACUCAACCCCCGGAACCACAGAUACUCUAGCAAUCCUCGCUCAAGCUGAUCCAUCUCUCGAUCCCCAAUCGGGAAAGUUCGACCUGCAAAAAUGGCUUAAAGCGGCGAUCAACGAUAUCAGCCGUGAUGGCCGCCCGGGGCAUUCAUCGGACGUGGUUUUCAAGGAUCUCAAUGUAUAUGGAUCGGGCGCUGCUCUGCAAUUCCAAGAUACAGUCACAUCAACCCUGACUGCCCCCUUCCGGCUGCCUCAAAUCAUUCGUGAAUCCAAAGCUCCCUCAAGAAGAAUCUUGAAGGACUUCACUGGUCUUUUGAAGAGUGGCGAGCUGUUGCUUGUGCUUGGUCGGCCAGGUGCCGGCUGUAGUACACUGCUGAAGUCCAUGACCGGAGAGCUUCACGGGUUGCAAAAGGGCGAAGAGAGUGUCAUCCACUAUAACGGUAUUCCUCAAUCUCGCAUGAUGAAGGAAUUCAAGGGUGAACUAGUGUACAACCAAGAGGUUGAUAGACACUUUCCCCAUUUGACCGUUGGCCAGACUCUGGAGUUUGCAGCUGCAACCAGAACCCCCGCCCAUCGCUUCCAGGGCAUGUCGCGCGCGGAGUAUGCCAAGUACAUGGCCCAGAUCAUGAUGGCUGUCUUUGGAUUGAGCCACACGUAUAACACACGGGUUGGUGAUGAUUUUGUCCGUGGUGUUUCGGGUGGUGAGCGAAAGCGUGUCAGUAUUGCAGAGAUGGCAUUGGCUCGUGCUCCAAUCGCUGCCUGGGACAAUGCUACCCGAGGACUGGACUCCGCUACGGCGUUCAAAUUUGUCCAAUCGUUGCGACUGUCCUCUGAUAUCACUGGCUCCUGCCAUGCGGUCGCUAUUUACCAGGCUAGUCAAAGCAUCUAUGAUAUUUUUGACAAGGUGAUCGUUCUCUACGAAGGUCACCAGAUCUUCUACGGACCUGCUUCCAGAGCCAAGGCCUACUUUGAGAAUCAAGGUUGGGACUGUCCAGCCCGACAGACCACUGGAGAUUUCCUCACUUCGAUCACCAACGUCCAGGAGCGGCAAGCCAAACCCGGCAUGGAAAACCGCGUUCCUCGCACACCUGAGGAAUUCGAGGCUGCAUGGUUGAACUCGCCUGAAUUCAAACAGUUGCAGAAUGAAAUUGCUGCCUAUGAAAGGCAAAACCCACUGAGCGAUGAUACACAGGCUCUCGCUGCAUUCCAGGAACGAAAGCGUGAGGCCCAGGCCAAACACACCCGACCCAAGUCUCCAUAUAUCAUCAGUGUUCCCAUGCAAAUCAAACUCAAUACUGUCCGCGCCUAUCAACGGUUGUGGAACGAUGCCGCUUCAACCAUCUCUGUGGUUGUCACCAAUAUUAUCAUGGCUCUCAUUAUUGGAUCUGUGUUUUACGGGACCGCUGAUGCAACUUCUGGGUUCCAGUCAAAAGGCGCAACUCUGUUCUUCGCUGUUCUUCUCAAUGCCCUCACAGCAAUGGCUGAAAUCAACAAUCUCUACUCACAACGCCCAAUUGUCGAAAAACAUGCAUCUUUUGCCUUUUAUCAUCCCGCCACAGAAGCCGUUGCUGGUGUGCUCAGUGAUGUACCAGUGAAGUUUGCGUUAUCUGUUGUGUUCAAUAUCAUCCUGUAUUUCCUGGCUGGUCUGAAACGAGAGGCUUCAAACUUCUUCAUUUACUUCCUUAUCACAUUCGUCAUCACGUUCGUUAUGAGUGCAAUCUUCCGCACGUUGGCCGCUGUCACCAAAACCAUCUCGCAAGCAAUGGGUUUGGCGGGUGUCAUGAUCUUGGCCCUUAUUGUCUAUACUGGUUUCGUCCUACCUGUCCCGUCCAUGCAUCCAUGGUUCGAGUGGAUUCAUUAUCUCAACCCGAUCUACUACGCCUUUGAGAUUCUGAUUGCUAAUGAGUUCCAUGCUCGCGAGUUCCCUUGUUCGUCCUUUAUUCCUGCCUAUGCCGACUUGUCGGGCAGUGCAUUCAGUUGUUCUGCGGCAGGUUCGGUUGCAGGCUCUACAACAGUCAACGGUGACCGGUAUAUGGCAGCAAACUACACCUACAGCUACAGCCACGUCUGGCGUAACUUCGGCAUCCUGAUGGGCUUCUUGAUCGCGUUCAUGGCCAUCUACUUCAUCGCAUGCGAGUUGAACUCAUCUACCACAAGCACCGCCGAGGCCCUGGUCUUCCGUCGUGGCUGCGAGCCUGCUAGUUUCCGCCAGGGCUCAGCUGAUGUUGAAAGCACCGAGCGCGCCAAAGCCCAGCCCGCAGCUGGCAGCGAUGACAAGGGAAUGGGCGCUAUGCAGGCUCAGACCGAUACCUUCACCUGGCGUAAUGUGUGUUACGAUAUUGAGAUCAAGGGUGAGCCUCGUCGUCUCUUGGAUAAUGUUUCUGGAUGGGUCAAGCCUGGAACUCUGACUGCACUUAUGGGUGUCAGUGGUGCUGGUAAGACGACCUUGCUUGAUGUGUUGGCCCACCGUACGUCGAUGGGUGUUAUCACUGGUGAUAUGUUUGUCAACGGUCGUGGACUGGACCAGAGUUUCCAGCGGAAGACAGGUUAUGUUCAGCAGCAGGAUCUCCACCUGGAUACCUCUACUGUGCGUGAGGCCCUGCGAUUCAGUGCUAUGUUGCGUCAGCCAGCCUCCGUCUCGGUCCAGGAGAAGCACGAUUAUGUUGAAGAUGUUAUCAAAAUGUUGAAGAUGGAGGAGUUUGCCGAGGCCAUUGUCGGUGUCCCUGGCGAGGGUCUGAACGUCGAGCAACGCAAGCUGUUGACAAUCGGUGUUGAAUUGGCUGCCAAACCCAAGCUCUUGCUCUUCCUGGAUGAGCCUACCAGGCAAGUACUCCGCCAAAGUGGCCUCGACUCCCAGAGUUCCUGGGCUAUUUGUUCAUUCCUUCGCAAGCUUGCCGAGCACGGCCAAGCUGUUCUUUGCACAAUUCAUCAACCCAGCGCCAUGCUCUUCCAACAAUUCGAUCAGCUACUCUUCCUCGCACGUGGCGGUAAGACGGUGUACUUUGGUCCGGUCGGAGAGAACUCUAGCACAAUGCUCGAGUAUUUCGAAUCCAAUGGCGCGCCCAAGUGUGCGGAUAGCGAGAAUCCUGCCGAAUACAUGCUAGGUAUUGUCAACGCUGGCAAGAACAACAAAGGAGAGGACUGGUUUGAUGUCUGGAAGCAAAGCAACAACAGCAAAGAGGUCCAGGUCGAGCUCGACCGAAUCCACAAGGAAAAGGAAAGCCAAGCACCCGCCACUGACGAUUCCACCCAAAGUCUCUCCGAGUUUGCCAUGCCUUUCUGGUUCCAGCUCCUCCAGGUCACAUACCGUGUGUUCCAGCAAUACUGGCGUAUGCCCUCCUACGUUCUGGCGAAAUGGGGACUUGGAAUUGCCUCCGGUCUCUUCAUCGGUUUCUCUUUCUACGACGCCAAAACGUCUCUUCAGGGCAUGCAGACCAUCGUCUACUCUCUUUUCAUGAUCUGUACCAUCUUCUCAUCCUUGGCACAACAGAUUAUGCCCGUAUUCGUGAGCCAACGUUCUCUCUACGAAGGACGUGAACGUCCCAGCAAAUCUUACUCCUGGAAAGCUUUCCUCAUGGCAAACAUCAUCGUGGAAAUCCCUUACAUGAUCGUUAUGGGUGUGGUGACCUAUGGCAGCUACUUCUACGCCGUCGUUGGAAUCCCCGAUUCAACAACCCAAGGAACAGUGCUCGUCUUCUGCAUUGUCUUCUUCAUCUAUGCCAGCACCUUCACCCACAUGGUCAUUGCCGGUCUCCCAGACGAACAAACCGCCAGUGCAGUAGUUGUUCUUCUCUUCGCAAUGUCUCUCACUUUCUGUGGUGUAAUGCAACCUCCCGACGAGCUCCCCGGCUUCUGGAUCUUCAUGUACCGCGUCUCGCCCUUCACAUACUGGGUUGGCGGCAUGGCCAGCGCACAACUCCACAACCGCCCGGUGAUAUGCUCUACCGCCGAACUUGCUAUCUUCGACCCGCCCUCUGGUCAAACCUGCUUCCAGUACCUGGAGAAAUACGUCACCGCCGCAGGUGGUCAGCUGCUCAAUGGUGAUGCUACAAGUGGCUGCGAAUAUUGCUCUCUCCAAGUUGCUGAUCAGUUCCUGGGCUCUGUCAAUAUCUUCUACUCUGAAAGAUGGCGCAACUUUGGUAUCAUGUGGGCUUUCAUUGUUUUCAACGUCUUCAUGGCGACCGUUAUGUACUACCUUGUUCGCGUGAAGCGGUGGAGCAGUGCGGAUAUGAAGGCCUCAUUCCAGAAACUCAUCCCUGGCAAGAAAUAG